GAUUUAUUCAGGAACAAAACAUUCUUCUAUACUCCGUAGUUAACGUUACAGCAAUCGAUCUAUGUUAUCAGAGAGCCAAUCGGGGCAUCCGCCCAGCUUCCCCGCGAAAUGCUCGGUAGAUCUCCCGACGCAGAAAACUCGACUUGCUACGAACUGCCCAUACCGAGAACAAGAGAAUAACACUGAUCUCUCGCCACAAACUGACUUCCAUAUAUCUCUUCUCGCAUUGAUUCCGGAGAAUUAUUCGAUCUAAGAAGAUCUAAAAACCUCGAUCUGCACAUCGACAAAUGCAGCAGAGCCGAAUUUGGAGGGAAUACGAAACCCAUUAAAUCCAUAUAACUACAGGUCUAAAAUAUCAGAAAAACGCCGCGAAAAAAAAAGACAAAGAAAAAAGAAACAAGCUCGAGGCGGAUAUCUAGUCACAGAACCUCUUCACCAUCCUCUUACCUCUAUCGGGACCUAGAUAUAUCUUCUCAGAAGGUCUGACAAUGGGCGAAAUCCUCCGCACCACCGCCCCGAUCCUCACACCACAAAGACAUCUCUUCAUCGCCUCGAUAGGAAACAAAGGACCAUACCGCACCACCCGCCACAGCGCAGGCCACAUCCUCCUCGAUGCCGUGAAGCCCUUACUACCAACCAAAAUCCCAUUCAUCUCACCAACCAAACCCGGCCAACCCGCCUUCUACCAAACAUGGACCAGCCCCUCAUUCAUGAAUGAAUCCGGACCAAAACUCACCCGACAACUAGACGGAUGGCUCUCCACGCAAAGAGAGACAUUCAAUCAGAUCGUUCGACGAGAUGAACCGCUUCAGAUGUUUCCAACCAGUGAAGAAGAGGCGGGGGGCUGGAAAAACCAUCCCCGCGGUGUUGAUCCUCGGGGAUUGAAACGGUUUCAACCGACUCUGGUCAUUCUGCACGAUGAGCUCGAGGCGCCUCUUGGUCGAUUGAAAGUGCGUCGUGGUGGUCCUCAGCAGGCUAGUCUUCGUGGUCAUCGUGGUCUGAUUAGUAUCAUGGAGAGUUUGCGCGGGAAGGGUCUUCUUCGUCCAUCUUCGAAUCAGAGCAAGGGUGACGACGUGCAGUUGUCUAUCAUGCGAGUAGGCGUUGGUAUUGGACGACCAGAGAGUCGAAAACCGAAACACGUCGCGGAUUAUGUCCUCAGCGAGCUGAGUCGCGAUGAGCUGGAUGCCAUCCGCGCAGCCGCUGAGCCGACGGUGAAUCUUCUGGUUGAUGAGUUUUACAGGGAAGGGGAGUUGCCAUGAACUCCUCCGACCGGUUGGCAAAAAGUCAAAAAGAAUAUUGAUAAUAAUCUGGUUAUAGCGGUGGCGUUACGAUCCUAUACUGGGGUCAGAUAGGUUGACUAAGAUGAUCCGAGAGCAUUUCAUAUACCCUGGACUAAUGUACGAUCAGAUCUUUCUUUCAUAUCAAACAAUGUACCAUAGAGCAUAUAGAGAAUAGGAAAAAGACGAGCAUCCGCAGACGCUG
Messenger RNA from Paecilomyces variotii, 1482 nucleotides. Its product is annotated as putative peptidyl-tRNA hydrolase. The transcript has a single exon. NCBI's taxonomy places the organism in Eukaryota, Fungi, Ascomycota, Eurotiomycetes, Eurotiales, Thermoascaceae. Gene Ontology annotation, molecular function: peptidyl-tRNA hydrolase activity. Bases 489 to 1259 code for a protein of 256 amino acids. The record is from RefSeq and is a predicted model, not a curated record.